Henningerozyma blattae CBS 6284 is the source of this 1827-nucleotide messenger RNA. It is a transcript of the gene RLI1, whose product is annotated as Fe-S cluster-binding ribosome biosynthesis protein. Gene Ontology annotation, biological process: translational termination; translational initiation; ribosomal subunit export from nucleus. Gene Ontology annotation, molecular function: ribosomal small subunit binding; iron ion binding; ATP hydrolysis activity. The coding region runs from base 1 to 1827 and encodes 608 amino acids. The record is from RefSeq and is a predicted model, not a curated record. The transcript has a single exon. NCBI's taxonomy places the organism in Eukaryota, Fungi, Ascomycota, Saccharomycetes, Saccharomycetales, Saccharomycetaceae.
AUGAGUGAAAAAAACGCCCGUAUCGCCAUUGUCAAUGGUGACAGAUGUAAGCCAAAGAAAUGUCGUCAAGAAUGUAAGAGAUCCUGUCCUGUCGUAAAAACUGGUAAAUUGUGUAUCGAAGUUACGCCUACUUCUAAAAUUGCUUUUAUUUCUGAAAUUUUAUGUAUUGGUUGUGGUAUUUGUGUUAAAAAGUGUCCAUUUGAUGCUAUUACUAUUAUCAACUUACCAACUAAUUUAGAAUCACAAGUUGCUCAUCGUUACUCUGCUAAUAGUUUCAAAUUGCAUAGAUUGCCUACUCCAAGACCUGGUCAAGUUUUAGGUUUAGUCGGUACCAAUGGUAUUGGUAAGUCUACCGCUUUAAAAAUCUUAGCUGGUAAACAAAAACCAAAUUUAGGUCGUUAUGAAAGUCCUCCUGAAUGGCAAGAAAUCAUUAAGUACUACCGUGGUUCUGAAUUGCAAAACUAUUUCACCAAGAUGUUAGAAGAUGAUAUUAAAGCUAUCAUUAAACCACAAUAUGUGGAUAACAUUCCAAGAGCUAUUAAGGGACCUAUCCAGAAAGUUGGAGAAUUAUUAAAGCAUAGAAUGGAAAAAGAUUCAGAGGAUGUCAAACGUUACAUUAAAAUAUUGCAAUUAGACCAUGUCUUGAAUAGAGAAAUUGAAAAAUUAUCUGGUGGUGAAUUACAAAGAUUUGCUUUGGGUAUGACUUGUGUUCAAGAUGCGGAUGUCUAUAUGUUUGAUGAACCAUCAUCAUAUUUGGAUGUUAAGCAACGUUUAAAUGCUGCCCAAAUUAUUAGAGAUAUGUUAGCUCCAACGAAAUACGUUAUUUGUGUUGAACACGAUUUGUCUGUCUUGGAUUAUUUGUCUGAUUUUGUUUGUAUCAUUUAUGGUGUUCCAUCUGUUUAUGGUGUUGUUACUUUACCUUCAUCUGUAAGAGAGGGUAUCAACAUUUUCUUAGAUGGUCAUAUUCCAUCUGAAAAUUUGAGAUUCAGAUCAGAAGCAUUACAAUUUAGAUUGCAUGACGCUGCAACAGAUGAACUUCAAAGUGCUGCUACUAGAGACUUUAGCUAUCCAUCUAUGGUUCGUACUCAAGGUGAUUUCAAAUUAACUGUUGAAGCUGGUGAUUUUUCUGACUCCGAAAUUUUGGUUAUGAUGGGUGAAAAUGGUACUGGUAAGACUACUUUAAUUAAGUUAUUGGCUGGUAAAAUCCCAGCAGAUGAUGGUAAAGAAGUUCCAAAAAUUAACGUUUCUAUGAAACCACAGAAAAUUGCUCCAAAGUUCCCAGGUACUGUUAGACAAUUAUUCUUCAAGAAAAUUAGAGCUCAAUUUUUGAACCCACAAUUUCAAACAGAUGUCUGUAAGCCAUUGAAAAUUGACGAUAUCAUUGAUCAAGAAGUCCAAACUUUAUCUGGUGGUGAAUUGCAAAGAGUUGCUAUUGUCUUAUCUUUGGGUGUUCCAGCUGAUAUUUAUUUAAUUGAUGAACCUUCUGCUUACUUAGAUUCUGAACAACGUAUUAUUUGUUCUAAAGUUAUCAGAAGAUUUAUUAUGCACAACAAAAAGACUGCUUUUAUCGUCGAGCAUGAUUUCAUAAUGGCUACUUACAUGGCUGAUCAAGUUAUUGUUUUUGAAGGUACUCCAUCUAAAGAUGCUUAUGCUAGAGCUCCAGAAUCAUUAUUAACUGGUUGUAAUAGAUUUUUAAAGAAUUUGAAUGUUACCUUUAGAAGAGAUCCAAACUCUUUCAGACCAAGAAUCAACAAAUUGGAUUCUCAAAUGGAUAAAGAACAAAAAUUAUCUGGUAACUAUUUCUUCUUGGAUACCAAUGGUGUCUAA